Paramisgurnus dabryanus is the source of this 2285-nucleotide messenger RNA. RefSeq names its product zinc finger CCCH-type containing 15 (gene zc3h15). Gene Ontology annotation, molecular function: metal ion binding; mRNA binding. Gene Ontology annotation, biological process: cytoplasmic translation. NCBI's taxonomy places the organism in Eukaryota, Metazoa, Chordata, Actinopteri, Cypriniformes, Cobitidae. Gene Ontology annotation, cellular component: cytosol. The record is from RefSeq and is a predicted model, not a curated record.
ACUCCCAGAAUGCAGUGCGGCUGCUAGUGCGGUUAGCCGUAGCUUACCUGUGAUCACACACAGCAUACGGUAUCAGGAUUUCUCUACUUUUAUAGUUGUCUAUCUUACACGAGAUGCCUCCAAAAAAGCCAGCUCCAGCUACCGGCAAUAAGAAAACCCAGGAGAAGAAGAAAGAGAAGAUUAUUGAGGACAAAACCUUUGGUCUGAAAAACAAAAAGGGAGCAAAACAACAGAAGUUUAUCAAAGCAGUCACACAGCAAGUCAAGUUUGGACAGCAGAAUGCAAGACAGAUUGCUGCUGCUGAAGGUGAAAAGGGUAAAAAGAAGGAUGACAAGAAGAAGGAGCUCUCUGAGCUGAAUGAGCUCUUUAAACCAGUCGUAGCAGCUCAGAAAGUCAGCAAAGGUGUGGAUCCAAAGUCAGUACUUUGUGCUUUCUUCAAACAAGGCCAGUGCACCAAAGGUGAUAAGUGUAAAUUCUCCCAUGACCUCACCUUGGAGAGAAAAUGUGAGAAGAGAAGUCUGUAUGUGGAUGGAAGAGAUGAAGACCUCGAGAAAGACACCAUGGAAAAUUGGGAUGAAAAGAAGCUUGAGGAAGUUAUAAACAAGAAACAUGGAGAAAAUGAAAAGAAGAAAGCAAAAACGCAAAUUGUCUGCAAAUAUUUCCUUGAUGCUAUUGAAAACAACAAAUACGGCUGGUUUUGGGUUUGUCCUGGAGGCGGUGAUAACUGUAUGUACCGCCACGCACUUCCUGCAGGCUUUGUUCUGAAGAAGGAUAAAAAGAAAGAAGAAAAGAUUGAGGAGGAGAUUUCACUGGAAGAUUUGAUAGAGACCGAGCGAGCUGCCCUUGGAGUUAACGUCACUCGAAUAACUCUGGAAACAUUCUUGGCCUGGAAGAAAAGGAAAAGGCAGGAUAAACUGGCUAGAAUAGAGCAGGACAUGGAAAAGAAGAAAGCCGACUUUAAAGCUGGCAGAGCAUUGGGGGUCAGUGGCAGAGAAGUGUUUGAGUUCCGGCCUGAGCUUGUUGAUGAUGAUGAUGAGGAGGCUGAUGAUACUAAAUACACAAAAGACGAUGAUGACUACAGUGAUGAUGGCUCAAAUGAGGUGAACGACAUUGAUGACAUUCAGGAUCUCGACCUUGCUAGAUUUGUACCUAAAGAGGUUGAUAACGCCAAUAUAACAGUUGCAUCGGCUGACAGAUUUUCUACCAGACCCACGAAUGACACGGAUGACCAUAAACUUAGCGAGGCCUCAGGUGGAGCCAUGGAGAACGGAGAACACAGCCAGGACCAGACACUGGAGGACGGUGAGGAUAAUGAGUCGGAAGACGUGCCUGUGGAUGAAAACCUUUUUACUGGUGAGGAUCUAGAUGAACUGGAAGAGGAGCUAAACACACUGGACCUGGAUAUGUAAAGACUUGGGACUAUUGCAUCAAUCAUGAACUACACAUGGCUUAAAGUGAAUGACAGUGUUUUCACUAAUAACUACCACCAAAAUCGCCAUGACCAAAACCUCUCUGCCUGCAAUACACACCUUCAUCACCCAGGACUUCAUCCCGGGAAACUACAGGAUAGAAUGGAGUAAUUGUGGCUCUUGUUCUUUCUCCGAUUUGAUGAUUUGUUUCCUUUAUUUUUCAAUAUUUGUCUAAAUCUCAAUCUACCCCCAAAAGCACAGUUUUGCAGGUGAAGAUCUUACAUUUAGAUCCAUCUGAUCCCAUGCGGUUCUACAAUGGGAACAUGCUAAAAAUAUUUAUUAGGCUUUUGAUUUGAUUCUUUGAAAUAAGAUUUGAUUUGAUGAUCAUCUUUGUAAGGCCAUGCUGCUGAAAACCCAGCAUAAACUACAGUGACCUCCUUUUAGAAAUGUAAUGUUAAGUACUAUUGGAAUCCGUUUCCUCCUGUGCUGAUGUGAAAUGUUACUUCAAUGAAUAUGAAGAGAUCAGUUGAGUUGUAUCAUUUCAGUUUUAAAAUGUAACCAACUGCAUGCCUGUAUCAGGAUCAGAAUGUAAGUGGUGAAUAAAUGUAACGCUGACCUUCAUGUGCUCAAUAAUCAGCUGAUGAGAUUGAGGCAUUGAAUGUGAAAUCUCUCGGAUGCAGACGUGGCAUCUGGCCUUACAAUAAGAGAUGUGGAAAGAGGCACCAUUGCUAGUCUGGUCUGAUGUUUGAAGUGCUUUUGGAAAGCGAGAGUGAAAGAUGAGCUAGUAAUUUGUCUUUUUUUGUAUUCAAUUGUUUUAAAAUUCCCUUCCACCAACACGCCACAAGAAAUUGUAAAUAAAAGGAUAUCAGAUACGGA